AAAUUUGGGUGGGAAAGUGUCCUUCUCCUACUAAAAAAUUAGAAACUUCUAUCAACAAUCAAAUCAAAACUUAUGAUGGGAAAUAAUCUCAAAUUCUGUUAGUAAUUGUUUUUCUAAAAAACCUUCCCUGCUUUGGGCAAAAUUUCUAAUUUAUCAAUGUUGAUCUGUAAGUCAUCCGAAUGAUUCAUCAAUGCGUGAUCGGUUUCUUUUGAGUUUGAUUGCUUUGUUCUAAUUAGUUUCUUGUUUUUUUUUUCGAGAAAUGAAACCCUAGACUAAUUUGAUUUCUAGUUCUUCUGGGGAGAUUCAUAGGUAAGGUUAUUGGAAAAUGAAGGUGUUAAAUGGGUUGUAUAGUUCGAGAAACCUCAAGUUUCGUGGGGUUUUUAAUGGAAUCUGUAGCUUGGUUUUGUUUUUCUUGUUUUACAACCACUUAGAUGUGAUGAAAAACCCAAUUUUAAGGCAAUCUUCAUCGUUUAUUGCUCAUAGUAUGACUCGAAACCCUGUCAUGAACAAUGGGUUGAAUCGGUUUUCGGUAAUUCAUUGGAAAACAAUAAAAAUCAAUGACAAUUCAUUAAGUUUAGCUAACAAAUUGACUGCAGGCGAUCCUGCUUCGUGUACUGGAUUGAUUGAUCAUAAGGGUUUUGCUAACAAGUGUGAGUUCUUGAAAGUGAACCCGACAUGUUCAUCAGAAGGGUUCUUUGAUUACAUUAAGUUUUUGUAUUGUGUUUGUGGAGGAUUUACUCUUUUUGGUUAUACAGUAUUGCUUAUUUGGUUGGUUGUAUUGUUUUAUCUCUUGGGUAACACUGCGGCAGAUUAUUUUUGUUGUUCAUUGGAGAAGCUUUCAAGUUUGCUGAGGCUACCUCCAACUGUUGCUGGAGUUACGCUCCUUCCUCUUGGCAAUGGAGCGCCGGAUGUUUUUGCAAGUAUAGCUGCUUUUAUGGGGACUAACACUGGUAAAGUUGGACUUAACAGUGUGUUGGGUGGUGCAGUGUUUGUUACUUCUAUUGUUGUCGGGACUGUUUCACUGUGUGUUGCAGAGAAGGGAGUUCAGAUUGAUAGGAAAUGUUUUAUCAGGGAUGUUGGUUUCUUUCUCUUUACACUUGUGUGCUUGUUGAUGAUUCUAGUUCUCGGAAAAGUGAGUAUUGGAGUGGCUCUUACAUUUGUGUCAGUCUAUGUGGUUUAUGCAUUUUCGGUAGCUGCAAAUGAGAUUUUGAGGAAACAUGCACAGCAGUUGAAAUUGGAUGUUGUUACUCCCCUUCUUCCUGUCAGAGGACAUGUAUUCUCUCAAGGAGGAGAAGAGGUUUUUUCAGUCUACAAUUCUUUGCUUGACCUUGAUAUGGAAGAUGAUCCACCAAAACUCCACCCCUCCUUACCUCAGUGGAUGUGGGUUUCAAAUGUGGCAAUAUAUUUGAACCAUUAUUUGAGAGCCGGUGAGUUUGAUAAUGAAAAACCAUGGGGCUGGACUGUUGAGGCAACUCAAAACAGCCAUUCAUCUUGUUCAAGGUCGAAAAUAACUUCAUUGUUGGAGUUGCCAUUGACAGUGCCAAGACGUUUAACAAUUCCAUCAGUUGAGGAGGAAAUGUGGUCAAAGCCAUAUGCUGUUGCCAGUGCUUUUUUGGCACCGAUUCUCCUGGCAUUUCUGUGGAGUAAUGGAGACAAUUCAAGUUCUCAAAUGGUUGCAUAUUUUAUUGGUGGUGCUAUUGGUUGUUCACUUGGUGCACUUGCUUAUCUUUUCACUGUAUCAGAUCACCCACCUCAGAAUUACUUAAUUUUCUGGGUUCUAGGUGGAUUUGUUAUGAGUAUUGUGUGGUUUUACAUGAUUGCCAACGAGAUUGUUGCGUUGCUGGUGGCAUUUGGUAUGAUCUUUGGAAUCAAUCCCUCCAUCCUUGGUUUAACUGUAUUGGCAUGGGGUAACUCAAUGGGUGAUUUGGUGUCAAAUGUUGUGCUGGCGAUGAAUGGUGGCGAUGGUGUACAGAUUGCUUUUUCUGGAUGCUAUGCGGGUCCUAUGUUCAACACACUUGUUGGAUUGGGUAUAUCAAUGCUACUUGGAGCCUGGUCAAACAAACCAGCCUCAUAUGUGAUCCCCCAGGACCAGAGCUUGUUUUACGCAAUGGCAUUCCUCAUGUCUGGACUAAUGUGGGCACUUCUUGUUUUACCUCUGAAUGACAUGCGCCCAAGUAAAUUGUUGGGAGCAGGCCUUAUUACCCUCUAUCUGAUAUUUCUUUCUCUCAGGAUACUUGGGGCUUCGGGAUUAAUAUCAGUGGCUAGUUUGAAUUGACCUUCUCUCUUGAUCAAGUAAAUAGGCAUGGAGAAUGUAAGAUGCGAGACAUGAGUCUCAAAAUCGAUUCCCUGAUCAGUACGCAUUUCUAACAAGGCAAUGAUGUUGCAUUAGCAGAAAAAGAUAUUGCUGUAACUGAAGGCAUAUAUUGUAUAUGUACAUUUUAAUGGGUAAUAAUAUCUGGAGGUAUCGAAUUAUUA
Mangifera indica (mango) is the source of this 2475-nucleotide messenger RNA. RefSeq names its product cation/calcium exchanger 4-like. The transcript has a single exon. Bases 326 to 2275 code for a protein of 649 amino acids. Gene Ontology annotation, biological process: monoatomic cation transport; transmembrane transport. The record is from RefSeq and is a predicted model, not a curated record. Gene Ontology annotation, molecular function: monoatomic cation transmembrane transporter activity. Gene Ontology annotation, cellular component: membrane. NCBI's taxonomy places the organism in Eukaryota, Viridiplantae, Streptophyta, Magnoliopsida, Sapindales, Anacardiaceae.